This is a messenger RNA of Myxocyprinus asiaticus (Chinese sucker), 4767 nucleotides long. RefSeq names its product X-linked retinitis pigmentosa GTPase regulator-like. The record is from RefSeq and is a predicted model, not a curated record. The transcript is spliced from 15 exons. The coding region runs from base 100 to 4578 and encodes 1492 amino acids. NCBI's taxonomy places the organism in Eukaryota, Metazoa, Chordata, Actinopteri, Cypriniformes, Catostomidae.
GAAAAUCUAGAGUGGACGUUUUUUCCCCCUCCAUCCUGUACACAUCUUGGGCACACUGCCUGGAGCCCUGGCGUAAAUAAGCGGAUUAGUCCGGAGGAGAUGGCUGGAGAGACAGAGGAUGAGAUCCCCGAAACGGGAGCCGUCUUCACUUUUGGGAAGAGUAAAUUUGCAGAUAACAUCCCCAGUAAAUUUUGGCUAAAAAAUGACGUUCCUUUGAGAAUAUCCUGUGGUGAUGAGCACACAGCAUUGGUAACAGAAAAUGGGAAGCUGUUUAUGUUUGGCAGCAAUAACUGGGGACAGCUUAGCCUCGGAACAAAGACCACUUUUAAUAAACCCACUCGUGUGAAAGGUCUGAAGUCUGAGAGGGUGAAGCUUGCGGCCUGUGGAAGAACUCACACACUUGUUUACACUUACCGUGGUAACCUGUAUGCCUCUGGAGGGAAUAAUGAGGGGCAGCUCGGCCUCGGUGACUGUGAGGACAGAAACUCCUUCCACCUGGUGGACUUCUUCAGCAAGGCUGGACCAAUCAAAAUGCUCGCUGCUGGUUCCAAUACCUCUGCUGCCCUCACACAGGAUGGAAGGCUCUAUAUGUGGGGUGAUAACUCUGAGGGACAGAUUGGUUUGGGAAAGGAGAGUAACGCACUGACUCCGUGUGAGGUUUCUGUGGGGAAACGGGUGUCCUGGGUGUCCUGUGGCUAUUAUCAUUCUGCCUUUGUCACUGUGGAUGGGGCCUUGUUCACAUUUGGAGAAAGGGAUGGUGGGAAGCUAGGGUUGUCCACCAAGAAGCUGGCCAAUCAUAAAGUGCCUCAACAGGUGACAGGCAUCUCUGAUAGGGUGGUGCAGGUGGCCUGUGGAGGAAGUCACACUGUGGCACUUACAGAGCGCACACUGUAUUCGUUUGGCCUGGGUCAGUUCGGGCAGCUUGGUCAUGGAACCUUCAUAUUUGAGUCUCGUUUACCCAGAGAGGUGGAGCAUUUCAAAAGGGGCAGAGUUAAACAUGUGGAGUGUGGAGAGAAUCAUACAGCGGUUAUAACUGACAGUGGCCUUUUGUACACUUUUGGCGAUGGUCGCCAUGGCAAACUAGGUCUUGGAGAAGAGAAUUUCACCAACCAGUUCAAGCCAACUCUGUGUCCAAGAUUUCUCAACUACGACGUAGAGUCUGUGACAUGUGGUGGAUGUCACAUGCUUGUGUUGGCCAAGCCCAGGGCUGAAGGCUCAGGGGAUUUGAUCCUGGAGGAAGAUGAUGUGACAGAAGACUACUUUGAGAAGUCCUAUACUAAGAUACAGGGUGACACACACAAUCAAACCACUCUAAACAGAAGUCUUUCAGCUCGGUCUAGACGCAGAGAACGGGAGCGUUCACCAGAUCAGUUUGGACCGAUGUUCCAAACUCUUCCAAGUCUGAGUGGCAAUCAGCUUAGUGCAUCAUUAACUGUUCCGAUCCAGACCUGGCACCCCCAGAGUGACCAACCUGGAAAGAUCCCUUGCAACAGCCUCCAGAUUCCUGGUAAGAGAAAGACGUCUCUCCAUGACAGAAGCAGUACGGAGGAUAAUGAAAGUGUAAAAGAUCUUGGAGAAACCACUGAUUUAUUAAACCUGACUCAUGUAAUGAAGAUGGAUCCUUUGGAUAAGACCCUCACAUUGUCUCCAAUGCAGAAGAAGAAAGUUAAGGUUGUGAAAGAGCAUGGUAAGGAGAUGGGCAAGCCAAGAGACGACUCCGCCCCUUAUAGUAAGAGGGCGGAGCUUUCCCCCCGCAAAGCUCUUCCCACUGAGCUACUUAGAGGCUCGAGUAGUAGCUCAUUGGUUGGGGAGAGUCUUGGGUUGAGGAGUCCCCAAAGGAGCCCUAAAAGUUGGGGUCAUGACAAAGAGAAUGUCCUUAUUGCUUUGGAGGACAGAAAGCCUGGCCAUCACAAACCAGGGGGAGGUGAAACCAGAACGGGAGCUGGUUCCAAACACACUACACAUCAAACAGAGCUGAUAGAGUCCAGGGCCAAAGCUAAAUCAGAUUCUAAACAGUCAAAAGGAAAGGUCCAACUGAGUCAAGACCGCAUAACCAAAGCUGGGAUUAAACCACAAUUGAUUGAGGAGAAACGUUCAAAGGUAGAGGCCACCCACAAAUCAAAAGCAAGUACAAAACCAAACCAAGAAAAAGGAGGUAAAGCAAGAUCCAAAGAUCAAUCACGAGAAGUCAGAAGCCAGCCUCAAAAGGUUGAAGGGAAGGAAAGAGAAGCAAAAAUGAAACCAAUGGCUGUUGCUGAACAACAUCUCGAACAGAUUGCACGUAAGGACCAAGUCCACACAAGUAAAAAGGUCUCAAAAGAGGUCCCACCCAAAGCUCAGAGAUUGAAAGUUGAAUCCAACACUGCUGAAACACAAAGCAAAAGUUCUGUUACAACAGAGAAGAAAUCGGCUCCAAAAAAAGACUCUAAAAGUAUUAAAACAACAUCCAGACCAGAACAAAGCCAGUUGCUCUUAGAGGGUAACGUUAGGACAGAAAAAAACUCAAAAGACAUAUCUAAGGGACCAACCAUGGUCUCUGAAGCUGCCUCCAAAUCUGAAUCAGAGUCAACAUCAGAGCAAAUGCAGGAAAAUCCUCUCACCAAGGUGGUAUCUCUAAUCCAGGAUGGGGGAAUCAGAAGUCCUGCUCGUCUUCUCAGAGAUUCAGCAGUCGGUCAGUUUCUCUCCCAGUCCACACCUCAGAAGAUUCCCAAACCUCCUCAAAAACAGAGAACUCUAUCUGAUUCCUCUUCCAUUAGUGAGUCUUAUGAAGUCCCAAGACAAGAGAUGACAAGACAGGCUAAAAGAACAGAUGUCACCAUCAACGUUAAACCAGAAGUAGGUUCUUCAGAUGGGGAAAUGGAAAGAAGCAAUUAUGAGUCCAAAACAGAGGCUCAAACUGUGGGGGAAACAUACAGAGUGAGGAUUGAGAAAGUAGGGGAGGAAUGGAGUGAUGAGAGAAGUAGAAUGUCAGAUGAAGAGGUGAAGGGGAGUUCUGCUAUCACAGAAAGCGAGGGACGAGUGAACGGAAGGCAUGAAACUGAGGAAGAGGAUGAAAGUGAAAGCAAGACCAUUGACAAGGUAGAAAAUGAUAAUGAUUUGGAUGAGGAUAACAAUGAUACAACAAUCAAAGCCUCUAGUGAGGAUGAAGAUAGUAAGGAGAAAAGUAAAAGUGAGGGAACUCAAGAUAUAGAGAGUGAGGCCAAGUCUGAGGAAGAGGAGAGUGAGAGCAUAGAAGAUGAGGUGGAAGAUGAAACCAGUAAAAUGCAUAGAAAAGUUGAAGAGAGUGAAGAAGAAGAAGAAGAAGAAGAAGAAGAGGAGGAGGAGAGUGGAAAAGAAUCAGUUGCAAAGACCGAAAGCAAGAGUGAACAAACAGAUGAGGAGGAAGAUGAAACCAGUGAGAUGCAUAGAAAAGUUGAAAAGAGUGAUGAAGAAGAAGAGGAUGAAAGCAAAAUGAGUGUUGAUGAAGAAGAGGUGGAGGAGAGUGGAGAAGAAUCAGAUGCAAAGACAGAAAGCAAGAGUGAACAAACAGAUGAGGAGGAAGAUGAAACCAGUGAGAUGCAUAGAAAAGUUGAAAAGAGUGAAGAAGAGGAUGAAAGCAAAAUGAGUGUUGAUGAAGAAGAGGAGGAGGAGAGUGGAGAAGAAUCAGAUGCAAAGACAGAAAGUAAGAGUGAGCAAUCAGAUGAGGAGGAAGAGGAUGAGGAAUCAGAGGAGGAGGAAAGUGCAAAGAGUGAGAGUGAGGCAGAGGAAGAUGAAGAGGGUGAAAACAGUAGUGAAGGAGAGGAGGAAGAUUCAGAGAAGCAGGAGAGUGAGACAGAAGAUUCAUCAAAAGAUGAAGUGGACAGUGAAAAUGAAGGAGAGGUGGAUGAGGAGGAGGAAGAGGAGAGUGAGGGAGAUAAAGGGGAGGAGGAAGAGGAGGAUGAAACAGAAGAAGACAAAAGUGGUGAUGACACUGAAGAUGAUGAAGCAACAAGUGUGAAUGAUGAGGAAGAAGAUGAGAGUGAAAAUGAAGAGGAAGGAGAAGUGGAGAGCAAAGAUGAGGAGGAAGAGUCAAAAGAAGAAGGUAAUGAUGAAGAGGGAGAGGAAGCAGAGGAGGAAGAAGAAGAAAGAGAGGAGAAAGAAGAAGCAGAGGAUGAGGAGGGAGAAGAGGAGGACCAAAAAGAGGAAGAGGAGAGUGAUGAGGGAGGAGGGGAAGAGGAGGAAAGCAAAGAUGGAAAUGAAGAGGAAGAAGAAGCAGAUGAGGAAGAAGAACAAGAAGAAGAAGAAGAAGAGGAGGAGAAAGAAGAAGCAGAGGAUGAGGAGGGAGAAGAGGAGGACCAAAAAGAGGAAGAGGAGAGUGAUGAUGAAGGAGAGGAAGAGGAGGAAAGCAAAGAUGGAAAUGAAGAGGAGGAAGAACAAGAGGAGAAAGAAGAUAAGAAUAAAAGAAAGCUGAGUGGAAAACCAAAGCUAAAUGUGAAAACGACAAAGCAGCCAACGAAAGUUAAACGGCCCACAACAAAAGGCGACAUGUCAGACAAUGAAUCCCAUGAGUCUCAGCAGUUUUGGGAUGAUGUGCUGCCUCAGUACCUCAAUUUGAAAUAAACCUGCAACCUCAAACCUCUGUUUGCUUCUAUAGCUACAGUACAAACAGCAACAGACAAAGGUCACCAAACUCUUGGGUUUUGCACAGAUGAGACCAAUGGAAAGAAAGGAAACAUAGAGAAAGAAAAUGAGGAGGAAGAAGAUUUGGAAGAGGAAGAAGAUGAUGAUGAUGUGGAGGAUGAGGAACAG